GCGGGGCGGGGCGGGGCCGCAAGGAGAUGCGCGCGGGGGGCGCGGCGCAGGGUCCCACCGUCACGGCCGCGCCAAUUCCAGGUGCGUCACGGAGGGGCGGGGCCGGUUGGCGUGGGGCGUGGCUUGCGUGUCACGGCCCCGCCCUUCCCAUGCUAGGCCCCGCCCCUGCCCUCAGCGGCGUACCGCCCUCCAGGCCCUCAGUCUCUCUUGGGAGAGGCCUAGCUCAGGGCCCCGCUCCGUCCUUCCCGACCCCCGUCCCGGCCCCGCUCCCACCCAGUUGACUGGCGCAGGUGGUUGAGCCCUGAGCCCGUAUCCCCUCGGACGCUGGACCGGGCCUGGGCGGGGGGUGGGCGGGAUUCCGACCGUGUUUCUGUGCCUGCUCGUGCAGUGACCUGGGAGUUGGGGGAGACGAGACUGGCUGGAGAGUGUCCUCCGGUGCCUGUGUUUCUGCGUGGCCGGGGACGGAGGAGGGGGACUCGCAGGUGUUCAGGGCAGUGAUCGGCACCACGGGCAGACGUCUGUGAGGCGCUUCCUGCAGGCGUCGUUCUGUCCACAUGUAGCGCAGGUAUCGAGAACCUUCCUUGUGAGCUGCAGAGGAACUUCCAGCUCAUGAGAGAGCUGGACCAGAGGACGGAAGAUAAGAAGGCAGAGAUCGACAUCCUGGCUGCGGAGUAUAUCUCCACGGUGAAGACGCUUUCUCCAGAUCAGCGUGUGGAGCACCUGCAGAAGAUCCAGAGCGCCUACAGCAAGUGUAAGGAGUACAGUGAUGAUAAGGUGCAGCUGGCCAUGCAGACCUAUGAGAUGGUGGAUAAACACAUUCGAAGGCUCGAUGCAGACCUGGCACGCUUCGAAGCAGACCUGAAGGACAAGAUGGAGGGCAGUGACUUUGAAAGCUCCGGGGGACGAGGGUUAAAAAAAGGUCGAGGUCAGAAAGAAAAAAGAGGCUCCCGAGGUCGUGGCAGGAGGACCUCAGAAGAAGACACUCCAAAGAAAAAGAAGCAUAAAGGAGGGUCUGAGUUCACCGACACCAUCUUGUCCGUGCACCCCUCUGACGUGCUGGACAUGCCCGUGGACCCAAAUGAGCCCACCUACUGCCUGUGCCACCAGGUGUCCUAUGGGGAGAUGAUAGGCUGCGACAACCCGGACUGUCCUAUCGAGUGGUUUCACUUCGCCUGCGUGGAUCUGACCACGAAACCCAAAGGAAAAUGGUUCUGUCCGCGGUGCGUUCAGGAGAGGAGGAGGAGGAAGUGAGGCUGCUACCUGGGCUGGAAGAGCGAGUUAAUGUAUUCCUUCCUUCGUGUUGCAAUAUUUUCUCUUCGUUUUAAAACUACCUUGUUUUGAAUGAUACUUAACAACUCAGCGGCCAGUUGUAAGUCUGGGUAUUUCCUGAGACAAGCAAGAAUCCACCUGAGCCCUGUUUGCACGAGGAGUGAUCUCACAGGGACUUGCCACGGUGACUUCAUUCUCGAGACUUCUCGUACGGGGCCCGGCCCCGGGCACGGCAGGUGCACCGAGUGGCCGAGCCUUCCGCGGGCCGGUGCGGUGGGGACCUUCCCACCCGCUGCACUGCCGUCGCUCUGCAGCUGGGGUGUGAGCCUGUGUGGUCCGACCGUCCCGGCGCCACCGCGGCACAUCUGUCCCCCCAAGGCGUGCGCCCGGAAGCUGGCGAGGCGUUGCUGGAAGGCGUCCUCCGUGUCUCGGUGACCUGCCUGGGAUGGUGGGGCUGUCCCUGGAGCGGGAGGGCCCUGCCACACUGUGCGCUGCCUUGUUCGUCUGGACUCCCAGUUCCCUCCGUGAGGGCUUUACCUGCUGGAGUGAACGGCCCGUCAUCAGCAGGCGGGCUGUCGUUGCCGUGAGCCACCCGUGAGACGCCUGACCGACGGCUGGUGUGCCGUCGCUCUGGGAAUCCCUGCUGUUUUACUGUGAAGCUGGAACUGUCGCGACAGCACGAAGAUGGCAGUCUGCGUGCACGUGAGGCGAGGCCGGUCUGGCGAGGCCGGGCUGAUUUUACACCUGCCGUGUUGCACACUGGUAAGCAGCUCACGUCCGAGGGGACCACGGUUACGUGAGGCCACCUGUGAGUCUGCGCCGCGGUGGUUCUGGAAUGAGGCUGGGAAACCAGAGCGCGUUUUCCCUUCAGUCUGCACUCACCAAACCAGUUUUGAACCGUCGUGCUGGUACCAGUUGGGGGAAGUCGCGUACCUCCGGUUGAGGUCUGUCUGUGGCGGUGUGCGGCAUGACUUCUGGGAGCAUCUGUGGACCCCGAGACCCCACAGCAUCCACUUACAGGGCUCCGAGGAGCCCCGAAGGGAGAGCCGGUCUCUGUCCUGGAGGCGUGAGAAGAAACGCAGGAGGCAGAGUCGAGAUGGGAAGUUCCUAGGUGAACAGGAGUCUCCUCUUUAUCAGGAGGCCUUCUGGAACAGUGCCCCGCUUCCUCCGAUGGCUUGUUCACUGCACGUGUCCUCCUGUUCCUAGUAUGUCAGCAAGGCCAGGAGAUGCCACGUAGAGAAUCUCGGGGAGCCGUGUCGUGCACGGCCGCCUCGCGCCAGCUCAGCUCGUCGUCCCUAGAUGAGCGCUGACUGUUAGCUUUGACCUCAGAGGGCAGUGAGUGUCCAGCCGGGACCUGCGUCCGUGGUUCUCGGAGGGUCAGCCCACAGCAGACGCGCCGUCCUGUGUCCUUCCUGGAGCAGGCCGAGUGGCGGGACUUGCUUCCAGGCGACUGCAGGUGGGGUCGGCUCGGCAUGUGCGCCCCGGGCUGCGUGGGGAGGGUAGGGGGUCGCCGGGCCUGACAGGCUUUCCCAGAACUGAUGCCUUCCUGCUUCUCCGAAAGAAGGGGUGGGGGCUUCGGGUUGAGCGCCGGCCCGCACGAGCACCUCAGUCUCCACUGCAGCCAAAACCGAGGCUCGUCUGUAUUUAAGAACUUAGCUUUUUAUUAACACAGGUAUUUAAAGAUUGUGGGGAAUAAAUUGUGGAAAAUUGUCUGCUUCACUCUUUUACCAGUUUUUGUGGAGAGGGUAGGUAAGUACAGUGAGUUUGUGGUGAUUCUUUGGAAGCUAGUUGAAUAUUUGCACUGCCUCUCAGAACACUCGCGGCCACUGCCAUCGCGGAAAGACGGGUGACCGUGGACAUAGGCCGAUGGCUGGUUGGGUACACUCGAUGCCUGGUUUCCGGGGUCUCGAGCACGACAGGAGAGAUGGCUGACUUCCAUAUGAAGCUUGUGUGUAAAGUCUGAUGGCGUCUCUGCUGUCACCUCUUCUCUUUAGGUUUCUGUGCCUACCUGUUUCUGGUGUUUACUUUUGUCAGUUACAUUGGUAUCUCCAAAAUAACACGCGUUUAGCUUUGGAGAAAACAGAAGACAUGAGUGGAUUAGGAAGAUUCCCUGGAAUGCUGUUUGGGUCAAGACCGAUCGGUUGUCCUUCCCAACUGUGAACAACACUCUGCAAGUCAGAACGACACUCGACAGCAGCGCUUUGCUUGGGGAAGAAUGUUCUGCCACCUGGCGUGGCCCUGGUCCUGAGGACUGCUGCUUGAGGCCAGCCGCCUUCAUCCUGGGGUGAUUCCUACCAGACCCCGUCUGCCUCCCAGGCGCUGGAUCGGACCCAGAGGGGGCUGCAGAGCCCUGUUCCUUGGGUUGAGGGGGUCCAGGCUGGGCCCAGCGGUCCCUCUUGCAGCUGUAUCUGAGCCAAGGGUGCGGGCCCUCCGCGGCCGCGGGGUUUCCGUGUAAGGGAAGGAAUACCUUGUUUGAGGAGAAUCUGCACGUUCCUCAUUCUCAGUGCUAGAUUAUCAGUCAGCAGCUCGACAGACAGCCUCUCAUUUUCCCACAGGAGGACACAUGCACUUAUAAACUGAACCCCAACCCCCCCCCCCCCCCCCGCCAUCUGUGGCUGCGCUGGUGGAGCUGCUGGCUGGGGUGACCGUCCCCACUGCACAGGCUGGGACCCUGAGCGAGUGGAUAUGAAAUGGGACUGGCCAGGGUCACGGGAGCCUGGUGGCUUCGAGUCUGCCCAGGGCAGCAAAUGCUGAAGACACAGCCACAGGAAUGCCUGCGGUUUGCUGGGCUGCGUGGGGACACUGGGCAGCUGGUGGUUUGCUGGGCUGCAGACGACACUGGGCAGCUGGGUGCCAGUCCUGUUCCCGGGCGGCCGUGCGGCUCUCUGCCUCACAGACUUGUGGCUGGCAGCCGUUGGCAGGGAAGGCUUCGAGCUGUCACGCUGUCCGAACAGCAGCACUCCCCCCCCUGCCCCCCCAACCACCGCCGUGUGGCCGGAGCCGGAAUAGACACUUAAUCAUGGGCCUUGGAGACUGAAGGUUUUCCUCAAUUGCUAGUGAGCCGUGGCUGGUCUUCGCUACCUGUGCUGAGAGGAAUUUUAAAACAGGAAGCCUAAGAAAAACGUUCUCAUUCAGGAGAGAAGUCUAUGAAGUUUCUUUCUUUCUACAAAUGUAUUUUGUGGUGUUCACUUUGACCACAUUUCAUCCAAAAAGAUGAUGCAGCUUUAACAUGAAUGUUACAUUUUAUUUUCAAGGAAUUAUCUAUGUUCCCUUUGUAAAGGAAAGAUAAUAUUGUAAAUCUUUUUAUUGAAUAAUGUAAAGAUGUAUAUCUGUAUUUUUGGAUCAUGUUAUAGAUUAUGGAUAUAUUGUUUAAUAAAUAAAGUAUUUUUUGGAAUAAA
This is a messenger RNA of Leopardus geoffroyi (Geoffroy's cat), 4667 nucleotides long. It is a transcript of the gene ING5, whose product is annotated as inhibitor of growth family member 5. The record is from RefSeq and is a predicted model, not a curated record. Gene Ontology annotation, cellular component: nucleus. Gene Ontology annotation, biological process: positive regulation of DNA-templated transcription; positive regulation of apoptotic signaling pathway. NCBI's taxonomy places the organism in Eukaryota, Metazoa, Chordata, Mammalia, Carnivora, Felidae. The coding region runs from base 610 to 1251 and encodes 213 amino acids. The transcript has 8 exons. Gene Ontology annotation, molecular function: chromatin binding.